Molecule: messenger RNA, 1792 nt
Organism: Centropristis striata (black sea bass)
Lineage: Eukaryota; Metazoa; Chordata; Actinopteri; Perciformes; Serranidae
Gene: fbxo9
Product: F-box protein 9
Exons: 13
Coding region: 186-1460 (424 amino acids)
Biological process (GO): SCF-dependent proteasomal ubiquitin-dependent protein catabolic process
Cellular component (GO): SCF ubiquitin ligase complex
Molecular function (GO): protein binding
Source: RefSeq, a predicted model, not a curated record
GUCCCUUUCCAACUUGGCCACUCUACUGACUUCCUGUGUCACUGAACCUCCACUCAGCGGAAUGGCUGCUUUCCUGCGAGCUCGUAAAUAUGUCCGUUGUGUUGUCCGUUUCUCCGACCGUGAACUGUAAACGCUACUGUUGACCGCUUGUGAAGAUAAAAAGGAGACUUACUAGCUGAGCUGUCAUGGCUGAAGAAAAUACAGAUAUGGCAAGUACUAUCGAGGAUGAAGAUGAAGGUUCAGAUGACCCAAACCUUCAGCUGGAGCUCCAUGCAUUCAGAGCCCAGUGGAUGUCAGAGCUCAAAUUGAGCUCUGGGGCAAGUGAUUUGAGUGGCCGACUGCUGCGAGCUAAAAGUCUGAAGAGGUCACAAGAUAUUGCGCGGGAGGAGAAAGCCACAGAGCUGUUCCUGAGAGCUGUUCAGGAAGAGCAGAAUGGAGCAGUCUAUGAGGCUAUCAAGUUCUAUCGAAUGGCUAUGCAGCUUGUGCCUGACAUUGAAUUUAAAAUCAACUACAGCCGUCCCCCUGAUGCCGACCGGGUCGGAGGGAACUACAUGGAGGACAAUGAGAUUGAUGGUGAGAUCGAGGAUCUACUUGCCUACUUCGAACAGCAGCUCACUCUGGAAAGCCUCUUUCCAAAGAUCUGCACUCCUGAGUUGGAUCUGACUCAGUUGCACAUUUCAGCCUUGCCGCGGGAAAUCCUGAUGUACAUUUUUCGUUGGGUUGUGUCGAGUGAUCUGGACAUGCGAGCCCUGGAGCAGCUCUCGUUGGUUUGUCGCGGGUUUUACAUUUGUGCAAGGGACCCUGAGAUUUGGCACUCAGCCUGUGUAAGAGUGUGGGGACGGAACUGCACCAAGCUUGUACCCUUCAAAUCCUGGAGGGAGAUGUUUCUAGAAAGGCCUCGCGUCCGUUUUGAUGGUGUUUAUAUCAGCAAGACAUCAUACAUUCGUCAGGGAGAGGAAUCGUUGGAUGGAUUUUACAGGGCUUGGCAUCACGUUGAGUACUACAGGUACCUCCGUUUCUUCCCUGACGGGCAAGUCGUCAUGCUGACGACCCCCGAGGACCCUCUGUCCGUUGUUCCUCGCUUGCGUAACAAGAACAUCAGAAUGGAAUCUGCUCUGCUCGGUCAUUUCCGUCUGUCACAGGAGACAGAUAAUCAAACCAAAGUUUUUGCUGUUGUCUGCAAGAGAAAGGAGGAGAAAGCGACCGAGUUUCAAAGGAAUCGGUUCUGCAGGCGGAACCCAGCUUCAGAGGCUGAACACAACUUCCACAUUGGACUGCAUCUGUCCUCUGGGGGGCGUCAGAGUUUCAGUAAGCUGGUGUGGAUCCAUCACUCCUGCCACAUCACUUACAAGCCGACUGGGGAAACGGUUAUCACAGCGUUUGACCUGGACAGCAUGUACACACCCUUCUUCUUUGCACGUGUGAAGAGUUACACAGCUUACUCCGAGCAGCCUCUUUAAGCUGCCUGAAGACCUGCACGUGUUCCCACAGAGACCACAGCAAAAGUUCAUCCACCAUGUUAAUAAAAUGCAUACUCCUCAGCUUGAUUUAUUCGUGAUGCAGCUCAGUUACGGUGUUAAUAUAUGAGCCCUCGUGUUUCCUACAUGCGAACACUUUAUGUUUCAGGUUUACAUAAUAGAAUACUACUUAUUUUCUGAUUUCAGAAACAAUGGUAAUGUGCUGAGAGCUAAAAUAAUUAGCAACCUUUCCCACCUGUUCCAAGCAAUGAAUGUUCAUACUGUGUUUGUUUCAUGGUGCACUUUCUCCUUCGAAUAAACAGUGGUGAACAGAA